CGGCUGGGGAAGCACCGCGCAGAGCUCAGAGGCGGCAGAACAGGGCGAAAGAAAAGAGAAAGAGCCAAACAGCCCAAGCCCCCAACUCCCGCAGCCCCAGCUCCAGCCGCGACCAUGCCCAGCCCUGCCACCGGCACCGUGCUGCUGGCGCUCGCCCUCUGCGUCCUCCUGGGAGAUGGUAUGGGACAUCAUCCCUUGGAGACCCAUCUGGCUGCCCACCCCAGGACCAAACGAUGCUCCUGCAACAGCUGGCUGGAUAAGGAAUGCAUUUACUUCUGUCACCUGGACAUCAUCUGGGUCAACACACCGGGGCACACCGCUCCCUACGGCCUGGGAAGUCCACCAAGGCGGCGCAGGAGAGCGCUCGGCAGGUGCGAGUGCUCGCACUCCAGGGACAGCAUCUGUGCCACCUUCUGCCAGGCACAGCCUGGGUACCUCCAAAAUCUGAAGCUCCCAGUGAGCUCUGGAGCAUCAAUGAAGUCUCCACAGAGCAGUGGUGUGAGGCCUUCCCAUCAUGGGCUGCUGAGAGCUCUCAGGGACCUUGCUGUCUCCGGCCUGCGGCUCAGCAAGCGCCAGCACCGUUCCCGGGGGAGCACACAGCCAACGGUUCUGCCCUGGGAGAAAAACAUCUGGAAGAAGAAGAGAUAAAGGAGCAGGUGCACACCAAGUUCACCAGAAGGAUCUGGAGUCCCGUGGGUGCCACUGACGCCUCUGUCAGUAGUUAGAGCUGAAGGAAAGGCCACGAGUGGAAGGGGGAAGGAGUGGAAGUCUCCAUGCUCCUGGCGUGAAGCAGUGCUGCAGGCACUCCAGAGACUGAUGUAAAGGGAAACCUCUCUCUAUACAGUCACAGGUGUGCUGUGGAGCUGAGUUGUGCCUUCUUGGAUCAGGCAAGGGGCUUGCUGGAGGAGCAUGAGCUGAGCUCUGCACCGGAGCACUAGGCAGAGGGGGCAGCCUGUGCUGGGGGCUUGUUUCAUGUACCAACUGGUUGGCUCCACACAGUUCUGGACCUGGCAGUAUGGAGUCCAUGUCACUGGCCUGGGCUGCUCUGCCUUGGAGUCAUCUUUGAGUAUGUUCCCAGCUUGGCCCCAGUCAGAAGUGGCUUGGCUGGUGGU
Messenger RNA from Dryobates pubescens (Downy woodpecker), 1112 nucleotides. RefSeq names its product endothelin 2 (gene EDN2). The record is from RefSeq and is a predicted model, not a curated record. Gene Ontology annotation, biological process: regulation of systemic arterial blood pressure by endothelin; intracellular calcium ion homeostasis; regulation of vasoconstriction. The transcript is spliced from 5 exons. NCBI's taxonomy places the organism in Eukaryota, Metazoa, Chordata, Aves, Piciformes, Picidae. The coding region runs from base 115 to 648 and encodes 177 amino acids. Gene Ontology annotation, molecular function: hormone activity; endothelin B receptor binding. Gene Ontology annotation, cellular component: extracellular region.